Fusarium sp. VM40 is the source of this 1950-nucleotide messenger RNA. Lineage: Eukaryota; Fungi; Ascomycota; Sordariomycetes; Hypocreales; Nectriaceae. The record is from the annotation of a GenBank genome assembly.
AUGAUGGCCACGGCUAGUCUAACCCCCUCUAUCUCACGCCUAAAUGAGGCUACUACCUACUUCCCGGCAGUAGGAAAGGUCGAAGACUUGACAACCACUCUUGAUCGUGCGGCUCUCGAGACUUCGUCUAAGGUCCUUGACAUAAUCGGAAGAUAUCGCUUGAAAAAGGGCAAAAUCACCGGCUCACAAGCCGAUGGCUCGUUUCUCAAGUUUAUUGCUUUGAUUUAUACACAUGUCAAGGCCGGAAACCCUGUUCCUCUAUGCCUACCAGCGUUUCCUUUCAAGUCGCCAAAUUCAACCUCCAAGACUUUGGGUAAACUGCCCGACAAAGGAGAAGAGAUUGCUCUGGCCCAUUUGAAUGGACUUUGCAAUGCUAUUGGAGACGUGUAUGCACCGGGUGCCAAACUCAGCAUAAUCUCGGAUGGGCUUGUGUAUAAUGACUUACUAGGUGUUCCUGACAAGGAUGUAUGGGCAUAUGGAGAAGCUCUUCGAUCCUUAGCAGUUGAGAAGGGGUUUCAUAACAUCUCUUUUGCUCGUCUGCGAGACCUCGUAGAGAUCGAUUUACCAAGAGAUCUCGAGGAGAUGACCUAUGUAGCCAAUGCAUCAAACUUUCGCCGUGCAUUGCUCAACACAUUCAGUCGACCUGAUUGGAGUUGGGACGAAGUCCGCCAGUUAGAAGACCAAUGCAUGACUUAUCGCGGCUACAUCAAGUUUCUCCAGACAGAUCUCGAAACAGUUUACCCAGUGGACGAAACACGCACCAAGUCCAAGUACAAGAGGGGAAUUGAGUACAUUGCUAAACAGAUGAUGGCCCGCGGAGACGCCUUCGCCAACGCAGUUCGACAAAAGUACCCUGACCACGUUCGCCUGUCCAUACACCCAUCAACUGGUGCAACUAAACUCUCCAUCAAUUUACUGCCCACCGAUGACCUUUAUACCACACCGUGGCAUUGCAGUUUGGCAUACAGGCUGGAUGGUACGAUCCGAACAGGUAUGCGAUCAGAGUUCGACAGCGACGAAAGCCUCGAACUAGUUUACGACAAUGGCCGUCCAUCGCACUACCGAGAAAAGUCGCCUCUAUUCUCAUGGGCGGAGGAGAAAGGUGGCAUUAUCGUCGAGCCCAUGUACCCUACUGGUCUCACGAUCCGUCCCGCCAAUGGACCAGGGUCUUUAACACCUGACGACAUCAACACCAACAAAGUUCGCGGGCUAUCCGAGAUCAACUCCCCUGUUAUCUUGAAAGGGUUCGUAAAAAAGCCAAAUCGUGAUAACUUCGUGAAUCUCAGCCAUCGAUUCGGGACGCCACUACCAUGGAAGUUUGGGUUGCUGCUCGAAGUCAAAGAUAAGGGGCAUGAGACCGGAGGGUUGAAUAAUGUCCUCUCAGCAGAACCUAUGCCAAUGCAUUAUGAUGGGUUAUUCAAGGUGGUUAAGCAGAUUGAUGCAGACGGUCAGGAGAAAAUGGUUUCGACUCCUCCACGGUUCCAACUGUUUCAAGGCGCAACAGACUCCCCUCGAGAUACUGGAUUCACUCUAUUCUCUUCAUCGACCCUCUUUUUCAAGUAUCUACCAUCAUGGCUGAGGGAAGGAAGUCUAUCUGACUUGACCUGGAGUGUAUCUACCUCAGCAUUUAACAACACUGUCUUGGGAGGUCUCCCUCUGGUAGUCCCUCACCCCACCACAGAGAAGCCGUGCCUGCGCUAUCAUGAGCCAUGGCCGCAGUCCAGGACAAGAUUCGAUGCUUCCGAAGUUGCGAUUGAAGGAUAUGAGACCUCUCAAAGCAAAGCUAUUUGCGCAGCGAUCGACUCGACUCUUUAUGAUCGAAGAGUAGUGCUAUACCAUACUUGGGAAAAGGGCGAUAUCCUGGUCAGCGAUAAUUUCUUAAUGAUGCACACGAGAAGCGAAUUUACGGCGGGGGUUGACCGAGAGCUUUGGCGGAUUCAUUUUGAUUAG